Messenger RNA from Poeciliopsis prolifica (blackstripe livebearer), 3135 nucleotides. Its product is annotated as SUN domain-containing protein 2-like. The record is from RefSeq and is a predicted model, not a curated record. The transcript is spliced from 8 exons. Gene Ontology annotation, molecular function: protein-membrane adaptor activity. Gene Ontology annotation, cellular component: nuclear envelope; meiotic nuclear membrane microtubule tethering complex. Gene Ontology annotation, biological process: nuclear envelope organization. The coding region runs from base 598 to 1704 and encodes 368 amino acids. NCBI's taxonomy places the organism in Eukaryota, Metazoa, Chordata, Actinopteri, Cyprinodontiformes, Poeciliidae.
UUUGGUUGAGGUUUGGUUGAUAUUUGGGACUUUGGUUGGUGACUAAAUCAUUUUAGACAUCCUAUCAGUGGAAAACUGCAUCAAGCACUCUGACCUAUUUGCACUCCUUAAGUGUGAAUGCCUCAUUAGAUGCUCGCCAGCUGAGCUUUUAUCAGAUCUCCCCAUAAACAAAAAUAUGAUUUUAAAAUAAGUUCAACAAAACACUACUUCAAUUUAAGAGAAGUGUUUGCACUGGAUGAACCAGCCUUUAACCAUAUGUGAAAUGUGAAAUGCACUCUGUAAAUGCCAGUCGGGAAGUAAAGAUUUCUUGAUUUUGUUGAGAGCAGUGAUUUGAUUGACUAAUUUAACAGCAGAAUGGACUUUUUUUUCUUUUGCACAUUAUUUUAUUUGAAUCUUUGAAAUUAAUCUAACGGAAACAGAAAUUAAUUGUGGGCAGGUUCUGUUGAGCAUUAUGAUGUCACAUAAACUGACUAGUCAUCAGGCGCUUUUGGAACUUUUGUCAAUAAAAGAGGAGUUCCUACAGGAAUUUAUCCAUUUGAAGAGUUCGUCUCAGACAGAUUACUUCAAGAAAUUUCAUUGAGCUUCAGUUUUGCAAUCAUGCAAAGAUCAAGUGAACGUUUGUUAAGGAACGGCUACUACGAUAUAUAUGGACAACCAGUUAUUUCCUACAGGGAAACAGCAGUGAGGAGGAGGUACAUUACAGGUCGCCCUGUAAGCCCCCCUAGAAACCGCCCGGCGAACCGCCCGGCAUAUCGCCCGGCAAACCGCCCAGCAAACCGCCCGACAAAUGAGGAGAUAUCAUUAAGAGAGAGGCAUCAGACUCGUGCGGUGCAAAUUAUUAUGGACCGAGAAAACCAGAUGAUAGACUGUCUGAUAAACAUUCGCCAUAUCACCCGCUUAUUCUUUUUCACCUUCGUCACUUGUGGUAAAUACUCUCCCACAAACAGUCCGUUUGGAAGUGUUACAGAAAGUCUGUAUUUUGAAAUUCGUCUCACUGUUGUCUUCUGCUCAUGUUCAUCAGCUUGUCUUUGGUGGAUUAUUUGCCCACGACCGUCUAAGAUGUCUCUUACAACAACUAUGACAGACAUGGGUCCAAUCUCUGGAGUUGAGGAUCAGGGACAUCUCUCCAGGCUGCAGAUGUUGGAGAAAAAAAUUAACUACCUUCUACCAGAAGUAGACCUGUGGCCAAACUUUGCUCUCCACUCUCAAGGAGCAACGAUUUUGUACAAAAAAACGACAGAGUCAUGUGAAAGCCAUAUUGGAUGUAGAAUACUUGGAGUGCCUAUCAGGGCACCAGCUAUAGAUGCAGACAUUGUUAUUCAGGGAAGAACUCAUCUGCAUCCUGGACAAUGCUGGGCCUUUCCAGGCUUCCCGGGACGUUUGGCCAUCUCAUUGUCUCACACAGCCAUCAUCAGACAUGUGUCCCUGGGCCACAUUCGAAAGAUUGUGUCCCCAACGUCCUCUGUCUCCAGUGCUCCUAAAGAGUUUUCUGUCUUUGGAAAGAAGAAUUUAGAAGAUGAGGAAACUCAUUUGGGAACUUUCAUAUAUGACGAAAAUGGAGACCAAAUUCAGACCUUCAAACUUUCUGCUGAUAAAGUUGGCCCCUACGACCAUGUUACACUACAGGUGAACAGCAACUGGGGAGAAUCGGGCUACACCUGCCUCUACGACUUCAGAGUGCAUGGAGAUCUAGCCAAAGAAUGAGGUCAACAAGGAGGAAAGGGGUGUAAGAUAGGAAAGAGGAAAAAGUACAUGUUUUUCUUUAAUAUAUAUUUUUUGUAUAUGUUUUGGGAAUUAAUUAUAAAUCCUGAUUAAAACAGUUACACCACUCAUCUAUAAGUAGACAAUCAAAUGAAGAUGAAAAACAACACACACACACACACACAUCCAUGAAGGCUCUCAGACAGGUACCACAGGAACAGAAAACAUUUUCUUGUUGCCCCCCAUCUUGGUGCCUGCAUGUUGGGGUUUACUGCGGUGAGCAAGAGGGAAGUUCAGAGAACUCACCCUUUCUGGAGUCCUUGGAGGGUGUACUGGAGUGUACCCCUCAGGGAUUCCCUUGUUCUAGUGGAGAACUUCAACAAGGCAAUGGGCAAUGACAGUGAGACCUGGAGAGAUGUGGUUGGGAGGAAUGGUCCCGGAGAUCUAAACUCGUGAACUUCUGGGUUCUCUCCGGGUCCGCCAGCUUCUUCCCACAGACAUUAUAAAUUGGCAACAAUGGGUUCUCUCUGGGUGCGCCAGCUUCUUCCCAAAGACAUAAAAGUAGCAUGCAUGGGUUCUCUCUGGGUGCUUCGCCUUCCUCGCACAGACAUCAUAAAUUGGCAACAAUGGGUUCUCUCCGGGUCCGCCAGCCUCUUCCCACAGACAUCACAAAUUGGCAUGCAUGGGUUCUCUCCGGGUGCUCCGACUUCUUCCCGCACACAUAAAAGUAGCAUGUGUGGGUUCUCCCCGGGUCCGCCAGCUUCUUCCCACAGACAUCACAAAUUGGCAACAAUGGGUUCUCUCUGGGUCCGCCAGCUUCUUCCCACAGACAUCACAAAUUGGCAACAAUGGGUUCUCUCUGGGUGCGCCAGCUUCUUCCCAAAGACAUAAAAGUGGCAUGCAUGGGUUCUCUCUGGGUGCUUCGCUUUCCUCCCACAGACAUCAUAAAUUGGCACCAAUGGGUUCUCUCCGGGUCCGCCAGCUUCUUCCCACAGACAUUAUAAAUUGGCAUGCAUGGGUUCUCUCCGGGUGCUCCGGCUUCCUCCCGCAGACAUAAAAGUAGCAUGUGUGGGUUCUCUCCGGGUCCGCCAGCUUCUUCCCACAGACAUCACAAAUUGGCAUGCAUGGGUUCUCUCCGGGUGCUCCGGCUUCCUCCCGCAGACAUAAAAGUAGCAUGUGUGGGUUCUCUCCGGGUCCGCCAGCUUCUUCCCACAGACAUCAUAAAUUGGCAUGCAUGGGUUCUCUCCGGGUGCUUCGCCUUCCUCCCACAUCAAAAACACAAUUGUUAGGUUAAUUCUCCAUGUGUUACAUGGUCAUUUGUCCUGUGUCUCACUGCAUUGCCCUGGGAUGGUUUGGCAACCUGCACAAUUCCAUGUUCAGGUUCUCUUUUUUGCACCAUUUAAAAUGGAAACACUGACACUUUUACAUAACUGG